AAAUUGUAUCGUCGGAAGCGGUUGUGCUGCGGAAAAACGUAGAAAUUGAAGCCGAAACACAAUUUCACUCUAUGCCGCGGAAAAAUUUGAACGCGUUGAAUUAAAAAAUCUACAACGAAUAAGACUCAAUGAUCGCGAAAAACGAACCACAAAGAGGAGAAAAAUAACACAAUGGCAAUAAAUAACAAAUUCUUUUUUUGAAAGUGAGUGCAACGAAAAUCAGGAAAAGGGAUAAACACACCUGAAGGAAAUGUACGAAAUGGCGCUCGACAACGCCGAAACAAAAAUAUGCCACAAAUAAUGCCGCCUAAAUCGUAUACAUUUUUUUGUUCAAAAGGAUCUUGUUAAAACUCGGAUUUUACGAAAAUAGUGUCUACCUCGGAUCUUUUUUGUGCAAGUGUGCGACGCGUGUGUGCGAGAGAGAGAGAGGGAGCUAAGAGAUCGAGAGAGCGAGCGCAUGUGGCGUCCGUUUGAAAUUUGAAUUUCAGCCCCGAUCCUCCUCCUGAUUCUUCUUCUUCUUCAACAACAAAUACGAAUACAAAAGAGAAAACGAAAGAGCAUUAUUUUUUUGCAAUUAUUUUUUAAUGUUUGAAAAAACAAAAAAUGUCGCCGUCGUCGGGCAAAGAACUCCUUUUAAUUUAUGAAAUAUAAGAAAAACGAGUAAAGGAGAAACGCACAGCUUUAAACAAUCGAAAAAAAAGCACUGACCAACAAAAAUAGUACAAGAUCAGUUAAAGAAUCUAAUCGAAAAUCCCUCGAAAAACUUAGUGAGUGAAAUACAACAAAAAAACUGGUAAACUUGGUAAACUGGAUUACAAUGCAAUCGCAGCGCAGCCGACGUCGCAGUCGCGCAUUAAACACACGGAUUUGGAUUUGGAUUAACAAAAUGUACGCUCUGCCGGCGUCGCUGUCGGCGUCGCUGCCACUGCUGCUACUGACGCUGGCGUUUGCGAAUUUGCCAAGCACCGUCCAAGGAACUGACACUGCUCUCAUUUCCGUUUCCUGCACGAGUGUGGGCUGCCAAAAUGGCGGCACCUGCGUCACACAGAACAAUGGCAAAACUUAUUGCGCUUGCGAUUCGCACUUUGUUGGCGACUACUGUGAGCAUCGCAAUCCAUGCAACUCGAUGCGCUGCCAGAAUGGAGGCACCUGCCAGGUGACCUUUCGCAAUGGCCGCCUUGGUAUAUCCUGCCAAUGUCCAUUGGGAUUCGAUGAGUCCUUGUGCGAGAUACCGGUACCAAAUGCCUGUGAUGAACCUAGGUGCCACAAUGGUGGAACCUGCCAGCUGAAAACGCUUCAGGAGUACACGUGUGCAUGUGCCAACGGCUAUACAGGUGAUCAUUGCGAGACGAAGAAUCUGUGCGCAAGUUCGCCGUGUAGAAACGGUGCCACCUGCACCGCCUUGGCCGGUAGCAAAACCUUUACCUGCACCUGCCCGCCGGGCUUUACGGGUCCCACCUGUUCCGAUGAUGUCGAGGAGUGCCAGUCGAAUCCCUGCAAGUAUGGCGGCACCUGUGUCAACACCCAUGGAUCCUACCAAUGCAUGUGCCCCACGGGCUAUACGGGAAAGGAUUGUGACACCAAGUACAAACCCUGCUCACCAUCGCCCUGUCAAAAUGGUGGAAUCUGUAGGUCCAAUGGUCUGACCUACGAUUGCAAAUGUCCCAAAGGCUUUGAUGGCAAAAACUGCGAACAGAACUUCGACGACUGUGUGGGCCAUCUUUGCCAGAACGGUGCCACCUGCAUCGACGGUAUCUCGGACUACAGCUGCAGCUGCCCGCCAAACUUUACCGGUCGCUACUGCCAAGUGGAUGUGGACGAGUGCGCCCAACGGGAGCAUCCCGUCUGCCAGAACGGAGCAACCUGCACCAACACCCACGGCUCCUACAGCUGUAUCUGCGUCAAUGGCUGGGAGGGACCAGACUGUAGUGUCAACACCGAUGACUGCAAGCAGGCGGCCUGCUUCUACGGUGCCACCUGCAUCGACGGAGUUGGUAGCUUCUACUGCCAGUGCACCAAAGGCAAGACGGGACUGCUGUGCCACCUGGACGAUGCCUGCACCUCUAAUCCCUGCCAUGCCGAUGCCAUUUGUGACACCAGUCCCAUCAAUGGCUCCUAUGCCUGCUCUUGCGCCACCGGCUACAAGGGUGUGGACUGCUCCGAGGACAUCGACGAGUGUGGCCAAGGGUCACCGUGCGAGCACAAUGGCAUUUGCGUGAACACGCCCGGCAGCUAUCGAUGCAAUUGCUCGCAAGGAUUCACCGGACCCCGCUGCGAAACUAACAUCAACGAAUGCGAGUCACAUCCGUGCCAGAACGAGGGCAGCUGCCUGGAUGAUCCUGGAACCUUCCGUUGCGUCUGCAUGCCCGGCUUUACCGGAACCCAGUGCGAAAUCGAUAUCGACGAAUGCCAGUCGAAUCCCUGCCUGAACGAUGGCACCUGCCACGACAAGAUCAAUGGCUUCAAGUGCAGCUGUGCCCUGGGCUUCACCGGAGCCCGGUGUCAGAUAAAUAUCGAUGACUGCCAGUCGCAACCAUGCCGGAACAGAGGCAUCUGUCACGAUUCCAUAGCGGGCUACAGCUGUGAGUGUCCACCGGGUUACACCGGCACCAGCUGCGAGAUCAACAUCAAUGACUGCGACUCCAAUCCCUGCCAUCGGGGCAAGUGCAUCGACGAUGUGAACAGCUUCAAGUGCCUGUGCGAUCCCGGCUACACGGGCUACAUCUGCCAGAAGCAGAUCAACGAGUGCGAGUCGAAUCCCUGCCAGUUUGAUGGUCAUUGCCAGGACCGAGUGGGCAGCUACUUCUGCCACUGCCAGCCCGGAACCAGCGGCAAGAACUGCGAGAUCAAUGUGAACGAAUGCCACAGCAAUCCGUGCAACAAUGGAGCCACCUGCAUCGAUGGCAUCAACUCGUACAAGUGCCAGUGUGUGCCCGGAUUCACCGGUCAGCAUUGCGAGAAGAAUGUGGAUGAGUGCAUCAGUAGCCCGUGUGCCAACAAUGGUGUGUGCAUCGACCAGGUGAAUGGCUACAAGUGCGAGUGUCCGCGUGGCUUCUACGAUGCCCAUUGUCUCAGCGAUGUGGACGAAUGUGCCUCGAAUCCCUGCGUCAAUGGAGGUCGCUGCGAGGAUGGAAUCAACGAGUUUAUUUGCCACUGCCCGCCUGGUUAUGCCGGCAAGCGCUGUGAGCUGGACAUUGACGAGUGCAGCAGUAAUCCCUGCCAGCAUGGAGGCACCUGCUACGACAAGCUGAACGCCUUUAGCUGCCAGUGCAUGCCGGGCUAUACGGGCCAAAAGUGCGAGACGAAUAUCGACGACUGUGUGACCAAUCCGUGCGGGAAUGGAGGCACCUGCAUAGACAAGGUCAAUGGCUACAAGUGCGUCUGCAAGGUGCCCUUUACGGGCCGGGAUUGCGAGAGCAAGAUGGAUCCCUGCGCCAGCAAUCGUUGCAAGAACGAGGCCAAGUGCACGCCAAGCUCCAAUUUCCUGGACUUUUCCUGCACCUGCAAGGUGGGCUAUACGGGUCGCUACUGCGACGAGGACAUUGACGAGUGCGCUCUGAGCUCUCCGUGCCGAAAUGGGGCCAGCUGCCUGAAUGUCCCGGGCUCCUAUCGAUGCCUCUGCACCAAGGGCUACGAGGGCCGGGACUGCGCCAUCAAUACGGACGACUGUGCCUCGUUCCCCUGCCAGAAUGGCGGCACCUGCCUGGACGGUAUCGGUGACUAUGUCUGCCUCUGCGUGGGCGGCUUCGAUGGCAAGCACUGCGAGACGGACAUCAAUGAGUGCAUUAGCCAGCCCUGCCAGAAUGGAGCCACCUGUAGCCAGUAUGUGAACAGCUAUACCUGCACCUGUCCGUUGGGCUUCAGCGGCAUCAAUUGCCAGACCAAUGACGAGGACUGCACGGAGAGCUCCUGCUUGAACGGCGGCAGCUGUAUCGAUGGCAUCAAUGCCUACAACUGUAGCUGCCUGGCGGGAUUCUCCGGUGCCAAUUGCCAGUACAAGCUCAACAAAUGCGACUCCAGUCCCUGCCUGAAUGGUGCCACCUGCCAUGAGCAGCGGGACGAGUACACUUGCCACUGUCCCAGCGGAUAUACCGGGAAGCAGUGCUCCGAGUAUGUGGACUGGUGCAGCCAGUCGCCCUGCGAGAAUGGAGCCACCUGCAGCCAGAUCAAGCAUCAGUUUAGCUGCAAAUGCUCGGCGGGAUGGACGGGCAAGCUGUGCGAUGUGCAGACCAUCUCCUGCCAGGAUGCGGCGGACAGGAAAGGCCUUAGCCUGCGCCAGCUGUGCAACAAUGGAACGUGCAAGGAUCAUGGGAAUAGCCAUGUUUGCUACUGCUCCCAGGGCUAUGCGGGCAGCUAUUGCCAGAAGGAGAUCGACGAGUGCCAGUCGCAGCCGUGCCAGAAUGGAGGAACCUGCCGGGAUCUGAUUGGAGCCUACAAGUGCGACUGCCGGCAAGGAUUUCAGGGUCAGAACUGUGAGCUCAACAUUGACGAUUGUGCCCCGAAUCCCUGCCAGAACGGUGGCACUUGCCACGAUCUGGUGAAGAACUUUAGCUGCAGCUGCCCGCCCGGCACCCUGGGCAUCAUUUGUGAGAUCAACAAGGAUGACUGUGAGCCGGGUGCCUGUCACAACAAUGGCAGCUGCAUUGAUCGAGUCGGUGGCUUUGAGUGCGUCUGCCAGCCGGGCUUUGUGGGUGCGCGCUGCGAGGGCGACAUCAACGAGUGCCUGAGCAAUCCCUGUUCCAAUGCUGGUACUUUGGACUGCGUCCAGCUGGUAAACAACUAUCACUGCAACUGCCGGCCCGGGCACAUGGGUCGCCACUGCGAGCACAAGGUUGACUUUUGCGCCCAGAGUCCCUGCCAGAAUGGCGGUAACUGCAACAUUCGGCAGAGUGGCCACCACUGCAUCUGCAACAAUGGCUUUUAUGGCAAGAACUGUGAGCUGAGCGGCCAGGACUGCGACUCGAAUCCCUGCCGCGUGGGCAACUGUGUGGUGGACGAGGAGGAUGGCUUUGGUUAUCGGUGCGAGUGCCCCAAGGGCACCACCGGUGAACACUGCGACGUGGACACAUUGGAUGAAUGCUCGCCGAAUCCGUGCUCCCAAGGAGCUGCCUGUGAAAAUCUUCUGGGUGAUUUUGAUUGCCUUUGUCCCAGCAAAUGGAAGGGCAAACGCUGCGACAUCUAUGAUGCCAAUUACCCAGGCUCUGGUGGUGGCAACGACCGUUACGCCGAGGAUCUGCAACAGCAAAGGGCCAUGUGCGACAAGCGGGGAUGCGCCGAGAAACAAGGCAAUGGCUUUUGCGAUACCGAAUGCAACAGCUAUGCCUGCAAUUUUGAUGGCAACGACUGCUCCUUGGGCAUCAAUCCGUGGGCCAAUUGCUCCGCCCACGAGUGCUGGAACAAGUUCAAGAACGGCAAGUGCAACGAGGAGUGCAACAAUGCCGCCUGCCACUACGAUGGCCACGACUGCGAGCGGAAGCUGAAGAGCUGCAACAGGUUGUACGAUGCCUACUGCCAGAAGCACUACGGCGAUGGCUUCUGCGACUAUGGAUGCAACAAUGCCGAGUGCAGCUGGGAUGGUUUGGAUUGUGAGAACAAGACCCAGUCGCCGGUUUUGGCCGAGGGUGCCAUGUCCGUGGUGAUGCUAAUGGAGCUGGAGCAGUUCCGGGAGAUCCAGGCACAAUUUCUGCGCAACAUGAGUCACAUGCUGAGGACCACGGUGCGGCUGAAGAAGGACUCCAUGGGUCGUGACAUUAUUAUACCCUGGAAGGACAAUGUCCGCGUGCCGGAAAUCGAGGAUACGGACUUUGCCCGCAAGAACAAGAUCGUGUACACCCAGCAGGUCUACCAGACGGGCAUCCAAAUCUACCUGGAAAUUGACAAUCGCAAGUGCACCGAAUGCUUCACCCAUGCCGUGGAGGCGGCCGAGUUCUUGGCUGCCACUGCCGCCAAGCAUCAGCUGCUGGACGACUUUCCGAUCUACAGUGUCCGGGGCAUUAAGAAUCCCGGGGACGAGGACAACGGUGAGCCUCCGGCCAAUGUUAAAUAUGUAAUCACGGGCAUCAUUCUGGUAAUUCUUGUCCUGGCCUUCUUCGGCAUGGUUUUGAGCACCCAGCGUAAGCGUGCCCAUGGUGUCACCUGGUUCCCCGAGGGAUUCAGAGCACCGGCCGCCGUCAUGUCACGUCGCCGUCGCGAUCCGCAUGGCCAGGAAAUGCGUAAUCUUAACAAACAGGUGGCCAUGCAGUCGCAGGGCGUGGGACAACCCGGUGCCCACUGGUCGGACGAUGAGUCCGAUAUGCCGCUGCCCAAGCGACAGCGCAGCGAUCCCGUCUCCGUGGUGGGACUGGGCAACAAUGGUGGCUAUGCCAGCGAUCACACCAUGGUCAGCGAGUACGAGGAGGCGGAUCAGAGGGUCUGGUCGCAGGCCCAUCUCGAUGUGGCGGAUGUGCGUGCCAUUAUGACCCCACCAGCCCAUCAGGAUGGCGGCAAGCACGAUGUGGAUGCCCGUGGUCCUUGUGGCCUGACUCCCCUGAUGAUUGCCGCCGUGCGAGGCGGUGGCCUGGACACUGGCAUUGAGGAUAUUGAGAACAAUGAUGAUAGCACGGCUCAGGUGAUAUCGGAUCUACUGGCCCAGGGUGCUGAACUGAAUGCCACCAUGGACAAGACGGGUGAGACAUCGCUCCACCUGGCGGCACGCUUUGCCCGGGCAGAUGCGGCCAAGAGAUUGCUGGACGCCGGAGCGGAUGCCAAUUGUCAGGAUAACACUGGAAGGACUCCUUUACAUGCCGCCGUGGCUGCCGAUGCCAUGGGCGUGUUCCAAAUACUCUUGCGCAACAGGGCCACCAAUCUCAAUGCCCGGAUGCAUGAUGGCACCACACCCCUGAUCCUAGCCGCUCGCCUGGCCAUCGAGGGCAUGGUGGAGGAUCUAAUCACAGCGGAUGCUGACAUCAAUGCUGCCGACAAUUCCGGCAAGACGGCGCUGCAUUGGGCAGCAGCGGUGAACAACACGGAGGCGGUUAACAUUCUGCUGAUGCACCAUGCCAAUCGCGAUGCCCAGGACGACAAGGACGAGACGCCACUGUUUCUGGCCGCUCGCGAGGGCAGCUACGAGGCCUGCAAGGCUCUGCUGGACAACUUUGCCAAUCGCGAGAUCACCGAUCACAUGGACCGGCUGCCCCGAGACGUGGCCAGCGAGCGGCUGCAUCACGACAUCGUACGGUUGCUGGACGAGCAUGUGCCGCGUUCCCCGCAAAUGCUCAGCAUGACACCGCAGGCCAUGAUCGGAUCUCCGCCACCGGGACAGCAGCCUCAGUUGAUUACACAGCCGACGGUUAUAUCCGCCGGGAAUGGCGGAGGAUCUGGCGGAAAUGGUGGAGCCGGUGCCGGGGGCAAGCAGAGCAGCCAGGCGGCCAAGCAGAAGGCCGCCAAAAAGGCGAAACUCAUCGAAGGCAGCCCGGACAAUGGACUCGAUGGCACCACCGCUGGUGGUGGAAGUCUGCGACGCAAGGCCAGUUCAAAAAAGACAAGUGCGGCCUCAAAAAAGGCAUCGGCAGCUGGUCUGAAUGGCCUGAAUCCUGGCCAGCUGGCGGCGGCGGGUGUACCGCCAACAUCGGGCCUACAGGGAUCAGCGGCAGCUGCAGCAGCAGCAGCGGCGGCGGCACAAGCGGCGGCAGCAGCAGCAGUGGCGGCAAUGUCCCACGACCUGGACAGUGGCUCACCGGUGGGCGUGGGCGUGGGCAUGAACGGGAAUCUGCCCAGUCCAUACGACACCAAUUCGAUGUACUCGAAUGCGAUGGCCGCACCGCCGCCGAACAGCAAUGCGAAUACGGGGGCCAAGCAGCCGCCGAGCUAUGAGGAUUGCAUCAAGAAUGCACAAUCCAUGCAAUCUUUGCCGGGAAAUGGCCUGGACAUGAUCAAGCUGGAUAACUAUGGCUAUUCCAUGGGCUCGCCAUUUCAGCAGGAGCUGCUCAAUGGCCAAGGACUCGGGAUGAAUGGUCAAAGGAAUAACAAUGGAGGAGCUGCCGGUGUACCCGGCAUAGUGGGACUCUGUAAUCUAAGCGGCCUGACCGCAACUGGCAAUGGGAACAGUCACGAGCAGGGCUUGAGUCCGCCGUACUCCAAUCAGUCGCCGCCGCAUUCGGUGCAGAGCAGUCUGGCGCUGUCGCCACAUGCCUACCUGGGCUCUCCAUCCCCGGCCAAGUCGCGACCCAGUUUGCCCACCUCCCCCACCCACAUCCAGGCCAUGAGGCAUGCCACCCAACAGAAGCAACAGUUUGGCGGCAGCAAUCUUAACAGCCUGCUGGGUGGGGCCAAUGGUGGGAGCCUAACCGGUGGCGGCGGCAAUGGCAUGGGAGGCUCACCCGUCAGCCUGGGCAUCAUCUCGCCCACGGGCAGCGAUAUGGGCAUUAUGCUAGCCCCGCCACAAUCCUCGAAAGGCAGUGCAAUAAUGCAAACGCUAUCACCCCAACAACAGCAGCAGCAGCAGCAACAACAGCAGCAACAACAGCAACAGCAACAACAGCAGCAGCAGCAACAACAACAGCAGCAACAGCAGCAGCAGCUUGGAGGCCUGGAGUUCGGUUCAGCAGGCUUGGACCUGAAUGGAUUUUGUGGAUCUCCGGACUCAUUUCACUCGGGUCAAAUGAAUCCGCCCUCGAUACAAAGUUCUAUGUCCGGGUCAUCGCCAUCGACUAACAUGCUGUCGCCAUCGUCGCAGCAUAAUCAGCAGCAGGCCUUCUAUCAGUACCUAACGCCACCCAGCCAGCAUUCGGGCGGACAUACGCCGCAGCAUUUGGUCCAGACGCUGGACAGUUAUCCGACGCCAUCGCCGGAAUCGCCCGGUCAUUGGUCCUCCUCCUCGCCCCGUUCGAAUUCCGAUUGGAGUGAGGGUGUACAGUCGCCGGCGGCCAACAAUUUGUAUAUCUCUGGUGGCCAUCAGGCCAAUAAGGGAUCUGAGGCCAUUUAUAUUUGACCAUAAGCAGGGACUGGAGGGGGGUGGGGUGGGGAUAGGGAAGGGGUAGGGAAAGGGUAAAGGGGGGGAACUGGGAACUAUAGGAUCUAGAGGAUCUGGGGGAUUCCAGGGUUUGCAAAACAGGGACUCUUAAAGAGUCCCCCAAGGCUACACACACACACACGCGUUCUAUACCCUUCAGUACCAAACUUCAGAAAUUCAUCAGGAAUUCCCGAGGAUUUAAGCCAUUUCGAAAGGAAUUCCCUAGGAUUUUCGGAAGGAAUUUGUUCAAGAGCAUGACUAUGAAGGGGAAUUCCAAGUUCCUGAGGAAUUCCUUAGGUAUUUCCCGCAAAAUUCCCUAGGAAGUUCUUUGGGAAUUUCUUAGGUAUUUUCUGCUAAAUUCCCUAGUAAGUUCCUUGGGAAUUUCUUAGGUAAUUCCUGCGAAAUUCCUUAGGAAGUUCUUUAGGAAUUUUCCUUAAGGAAUUCUGGUACUGCAGGGAAGCUAUCUAUAUAUAUAUAAACAUGUAUUUGUAAUUCCCUAUUUUCUACGAUUUAUGUGACUUGUUCUUUUUUUUUUUUAAUUAAUUUAAUUUAAAUUUUAAACAAAAGAAACAAGAAAAAAGACACGCAACUUAAUUUAAAUUAUGAAUAUUAUUAUGCUUGUUGUACAGUGCCCCGAUCACGUAGAUAUAUCUACUCACAAUGAGUUGAGAGCUCGUCUUGUGGCGCAUUUUAUUUAAUUGUCGUAACGUCAUCGUAGCUUCCAGUAAACCGAACAUAUAGCAUAUAGUAAUAAGGAUAAACUUAGCGCAAAUUCUGAUUGAUCAAUUGAGAGAACGUUUCUAAUUGUAAGCGUCGCAUUACAUAACACUAAGACUAAGGUUUUUUUGUAACGAAUUCUACAUAUAUAUUUAUAGUGUAGUUCUGUAGGUCUCGGAAACUGAAGUGCUUAUAUAAAAACAAAAUUGUCAAACGAACGAACUAUUUUUUUUACACUACGUUUUUUUUUUAUUAUUACUAUUACUAUUAUUAUUACUAUUACUAUUACAAUUAUUAUGUAUUAUUACAUAGUGACUAAGCUAAACUGUAAAAAGAUUCUCACAACUGUUUGAUUUAAGUCGACAAAAAAAAAAAAACAAAAAAUGGCAAGGAGAAGAAGAGAUCAUGGCCGUCGUAUAAUUUAAUAAUAAUAAUAAUAGCAAUUAAAAAUUUUAAAAUUUUAAAAAAGGGACGAGUAAAAUACGGUACCGACUGGCCGCCAAGUUUUUUAUAUAUAUGUUUAAGGCAACGCACCCUUUUAUACGAUCUAAGCUUAUAGAUAUUAAUAUAUUUUCAAAAAAUAUACAAAAGACAAAAAAAGACACUACACAAAUUAAAAAUAUAAAAACAAUUUUCUUGUUCCCAAUUUUAUUGAAUUUUUUUUUUUUUUUUUUUUUAAUUUGAAUUGUAUACUUUCUUGUGUUCCGUCUAUACGUAUAUAUAUUAUUUGUGUACACCGUUUUUUAAAGUGUAAAUUGUAAAAUUACUUGUUUUCCUAAUGCAAAACUCCAAGACAGCAGAACGAAAAUGCGCAACCCCCUUUUUGACAUAAAUAAUAAAUAUUAAAAAUUAUUUUAAAACAA
Molecule: messenger RNA, 10569 nt
Organism: Drosophila kikkawai
Lineage: Eukaryota; Metazoa; Arthropoda; Insecta; Diptera; Drosophilidae
Gene: N
Product: neurogenic locus Notch protein
Biological process (GO): multicellular organism development; regulation of developmental process; Notch signaling pathway
Cellular component (GO): membrane
Molecular function (GO): calcium ion binding; Notch binding
Source: RefSeq, a predicted model, not a curated record